CUUAUCAUGUUGUAUGCAACACUCAAAUUGAAGUCAUAACUCAACUUUGAGUGGAAAUGGAUGCAGCAAUUAGGCCUCAUGUGGUUUGUGUUCCUAUUCCAGCACAAGGCCACAUAAACCCAAUGCUAAAGCUAGCAAAACUCCUUCACCUCAGUGGCUUCUAUGUCACCUUUGUCCACACACAAUUCAACUUUGACCGCUUGCUCAAAUCAAGAGGCCUAACCUCUCUAAAGGGUCUCCAAAAUUUCAGGUUUGACACCAUAUCUGAUGGUUUGCCUGAGGGAAACCAAAGAGGGAUACUUGACCUCCCACAACUGUGCACAACAAUUCCUGUUGAAGGUUUGUUUUCUUUCAGAAAACUCAUUGCCAGCCUUGUUUCUCCAAACCAUGAUGAUGUGCCUCCUGUUACUUGCAUAGUUUCUGAUGGUGCUAUGUGGUUCACUUUGAAAGUUGCUCAAGAGUUCCACAUCCCUCACUUUGUGUUUUUCACUCCUAGUGCCUGUGGCAUGCUGGGAUACAUUAACUUUGAAGAGAUUCAGAAAAGAGGUUACUUCCCACUGAAAGAUGAGAAGAAUCUGCUUGAUGGAUAUCUUGAUACUGAAGUUGAUUGGAUUCCAGCAAUGAAAGGAGCAAGACUAAAAGACCUUCCCACAUUUCUUAGGACUACUAAUCCUUCUGAUGUAAUGUUCAAUUACAACAUAGUAAAAGUGAACACUGCUAUGCAUGCCAAAGGGGUUAUCCUGAACACCUUUGAAGACUUGGAAUCAGAGGUUUUGGAUGCCAUCAGAGCCAAAUACUCCAAUGUCUACUCCAUUGGUCCAUUAUCAAUGCUAUACAAACAGCUCUCUUCAAAUACUCAAUUGGAGUCAAUUGAUCUGAAUCUGUGGAAGGAAGACAGCAAAUGCUUAGAAUGGUUGGAUAACAGAGAGAAAGGUUCUGUUGUGUAUGUGAACUUUGGUAGCUUAGUGAUUAUGACACCAAAGCAACUAAGUGAAUUUGCUUGGGGUUUGGUUAAUAGCAAGUACCAUUUCUUGUGGGUCAUAAGGCCUAAUCUUGUGCAUGAUAAUAAUAAUAAUGGUGAUGGAAAAUUAAGUGAUGAAUAUGUGAAUGUGAUUGAAAGAUGUGAGAGGGGAUUGGUAUUGGGGUGGUGCCAACAAGAGAAAGUUCUGCGUCAUGCAUCAAUUGGCGGAUUUCUAACACAUUGUGGGUGGAACUCAACAUUGGAGAGCAUAUGUGAGGGAGUUCCAAUGGCAUGUUGGCCUUUCUUUGCAGAACAACAAACAAAUAGCUUCUAUGCAUGCAAGAAAUGGGGGAUUGGGAUGGAGAUUGAGUGUGAUGUUAAGAGAGAGCAGGUUGAGGGGCUUGUGAGGGAACUCAUGGAGGGGCAAAAAGGGAAAGAAAUGAGGGACAAGGCCAUGGAGUGGAAGCACAAGGCUGAAGCAGCCACAUCAAUUGGUGGUUCCUCUUACAAUAACUACAACAGCUUGCUUUUGCAAUUGAAAGGCCAAUAAGUCAUUUUGUGUGAAAAAGGGCCAAGAUCAAGUUUCUUAGUUGUAGUUGUUUAAGUUUUCCUUCUUGAUGUUGUUGCUGUUAUAUGGUUCAGUAAUUCACUCAAAAUUAGGGCUGCUAUUUUAU
Molecule: messenger RNA, 1635 nt
Organism: Arachis stenosperma
Lineage: Eukaryota; Viridiplantae; Streptophyta; Magnoliopsida; Fabales; Fabaceae
Product: 7-deoxyloganetin glucosyltransferase-like
Exons: 2
Coding region: 57-1511 (484 amino acids)
Molecular function (GO): UDP-glycosyltransferase activity
Source: RefSeq, a predicted model, not a curated record